Molecule: messenger RNA, 1479 nt
Organism: Paraglomus occultum
Lineage: Eukaryota; Fungi; Glomeromycota; Glomeromycetes; Paraglomerales; Paraglomeraceae
Source: the annotation of a GenBank genome assembly
AUGGAUGGAAACCCCUUUGGACAUUCUAUUACAUAUCGGGACGGAGGUUCCGUUAAAUUGUUAGACUAUAGUGAAGACAAGAAAAUCGUAUUGCGUGAUGAUGCGUUGGACAUCUUGCGUAGAAUACAAGAACCUGUCGCGAUUAUCUCGUUGGGUAACGUAGGACUUAACCGAGUUGUCAACCGUACGGAAGAAUUGAAGAUACCCCGCGUGGGAUGGGCAAAUGGCGGCUCAACUGGCAAGUCGGAUGAAUUUGGUAUUCACCAACAGAUGCUUGCGUUGUUUCAUUUGAAGGCUUAUUACGGAGCAACCGUGCACCUUAGGGCGCGACUGAUCACCCGAAGAAGCAAUCUUUAUAAUAAUGCAACCGUCAUACGGAAACUAACAACAAUAUCUAAUCAGCGAUUCAGAUCUGCGAACAACCUAGGCGAUAAAUUUUCAGACUUUUCAGUUUAUGGUUUGCCUCAUCCUGGAUUAUCUAGCCACCAGUUGAGGGAAUUACAUGAAAUCGAUACAUCCGAAUUCGACGAAGAAUUUAUUGAAGAAGUGACGUACGCGGUGAACGAAAUAUUGAACACAGUUCAACCAAAAUAUAUUGAUUCAAAUCCAGUUAAUGGUGAUGUUCUCGCAACAUUCCUCGAAUGCUGUGUCCAAACACUAAACGCGGGCGAUAAUCAAUUUGAUUUGAGUUUGUCUACCAACUACGAUAGUAUUGUCCAAUUUGCUGCCAGAAGGGCUGCGACGGAAGCUCUCGAUUGGUAUCGUUCGAUGAUGGUAGCGGAAUUAAAUGAAAGCGUACUACCCGUACCAUGGACUGUAUUCAAUAAUGUACAUGAGGAAUCAUUGCAUAAUGCUGAGAACUGCUUCAAUAACAGUCUUGUUGGAAAUGGAAUACAUCUGCUGAAGGCUUAUCAGGAGUUUAGAAGAGAUGUCGACACCUUUUUGACUAAGCUUCGAGGGCAAAAUUCGGAAUUGCUUUAUUCGUGUAAUCGGGAGACGGCUGUAUUACUCUGGGAUCAGUUAGUUACUUCUCAUUUGACGGCCGACGAUUUGUUUAUCUCUGUAGAAGUGUUGGAACAAGCCAUUGAUCGUUUUGAAGAACAGUACCUCGAUGCUAGAUUAGAUUGUCCCGAGGCUUCGCGAGUACUAGACGAAUUUAAGUCAAUUUAUUACAAUGCAGCCAGAAGAUUGUUCAACGAUCUAAAGACAUUCAGAGAGGUGGCUGAAGUAGAGAAACUGUUGACUAUAGAAGCACAAAAAGAUCGAGCCACAGCGCAGGCCGAACUACCAAAGAUAGCUGGUCGUAUGGAAGGGUUCGACGAGAUAUCGAGAAGACAAAAAGAGGAGGCAGACAGGUAUAGACAACAAGUUGAGGAUAUGGGGAGAAAGGUCGCGGAGCUAGAACAGCAAAUGCAGCGAAGGGAAGGUGAAUAUAAAGCGAUGAUAAAUAAUCUACAAAAUGAAUUGAGGAAUCGAUGA